AUGUGGCCCGCGACCGACUUCCGCCGGCAUCAAAGGAAGCCAAGCCAAGUUCUCCAUCGGUGGUUUUUCAAGGGCACUGCCUGGAGCAUCUACGCAAUCGCCUGCGGACUCCACUUCUUCAAGCUGCAGUACAACGAGCGCACCAAUCAAGUGGAGGAGUCGCAGUACCAUCGAAUAUGGUCCAAGAUCGUGGUGGUCCUCAAGGUGAUACUGCUGGCCAGCCCGUAUCUACAGUACUUCGUACUCGGACUGGGCAUAUACAUCCACAUGACACUGGUGCAGGACAGCAAGGCGCAGAACUUCCUGAUGAGUCUCAUCGUGCUCGGAAUCGUGAUAGGUGUCCUGCGGCGCCUACUAAUCUUCCUGCACCUGAAGAGGGAUCGCAGGUUCCUGAAGCAUACUGUGAACGAGAUCCUGCAGAUAACCAGCGCGCUGGAGCAAAAGUUCGGUAUGGAGUAUAAGUGCGACUCCACAUUGCUAGUGGUGUACUUGGCUAAGCUGUGGAUACUCACCGUCAUGCUGGAUUCCUUGUGGUACAAGCCCUACUUCCUCUCCUCCAUCUUCCUCUACUGGGUGCUGUUGGAGUACUGCUUUGCUGGCUACUUCGUUUACCAACUGAUCCUGCUCAGCUGGUACCACACCAUUAUUCUGUUCCUGCAGCGCUUCAUCGAGGACCAUGCGAAUCGGUUGGAUAUUGAGCUUCGCUACCAUCGGUGCUUGAUCCCGCUCUUCGAGCUCCAUCUGCGCAUCAACAAUCUGCAUAAGCAUGUUAGGGACAACGUCUCCUGGCUCUCGACCUCUGUUUACCUGAUGAUCUUCACCUGCAUCUUCAACGCCGAACUGCUCAUUGAAUGCAGUCUCUUCGCCGGAGACGAGCUGGAGAACAAGAUCUACAUCAUCGCGGACGGUUGCUUGGGACCCGUCUGCAUUCCGAUACUGUAUGUGCUCAUCCUGGGCAUGUGCACCGAUAGAUUCCGCGAUGCUGAAGUACAGCUUCAGCAACUGUUCGUUAUCGUUCAGGGCUUGUAUAUGAGGAAGGUCAGGCCACGCCUUCUAAUCGCAAUGGUUCUCGACAACGAGCACACCUCCUUGAUAAUUCACCAGAAGCUGAAACCGCUCCAAAACAUGAUCAUCCUGGACAUCACUUGCGACAGGGAGUUCGUCAUGGACUACAUUGUCACGGUGAUCCUUACAGCAUUGUCACUUGUGCAGUACACCAUAUCAACUGGAGGAAAUAUAAGCGAGUGCGUGACCCAUAAAUAG
Messenger RNA from Drosophila simulans, 1263 nucleotides. RefSeq lists its product as uncharacterized. The transcript is spliced from 2 exons. Lineage: Eukaryota; Metazoa; Arthropoda; Insecta; Diptera; Drosophilidae. The record is from RefSeq and is a predicted model, not a curated record. Bases 1 to 1263 code for a protein of 420 amino acids.